GCAAAAUUGACCAAAACAAACUUUGUAAACAAACAGCAAUUUCUUGCAAAAAAACCCAAAUUGUAAAUCGUCGCGAUCGUUGAACAUGGUGUACGAUAGUUAGAACCCUUUUUCCCACUUUUAUCCAGCCUCCCCAGUAUGGCAUUAAAGUUUGAUCAUCGAAGAACCAUGCGGGGCAUUUGCAAGUGCCCCCAUUGCGGAACGUUCAACGGGUGUCGUGCGUUAAUAUGUAAAAACCCAGCCUGCCAGCAAAAGCUUAAGGAAAAUCCGGAGCGACCGGCUGCGAAAAGCAGCUCAACCUCUGCAGCAAUUGCGGUGCAACUGAUGCAACCCGAGGGCGAUGCAAAUGGUCGUCUGUACAGUGUAUGCCAUCGGGACGGAUCGCGAACCAUCGUCCAUUCGACUGUGGGUGCCGAUGGAACGAUUGGAUCUCUCACUACCAUCCACGGUGCGGAUAUUGCUGAUAAAGAGAGCAUAAAACGAACCAUUUCAUGUUGUAAAGCAACGGCGGAACCGCUGCCAUUGCUACAGGAAACAAUCAAUUCACUCGCCGUAUCGGAACAGGAAAAGCUUUCCUUGUGGGAAAGACGCUCCCAUUCCGGUGGUCCAUUGGUUCAGCGUGUGAACAACGAUUCGUUCGUCGUUGGCCACUGGCAAGCAGCGUACGGAUUGUGCCAUGUUGUGGCAUUGAAAAGAAACCAAAAGUACACGCAUUUGCAGUGCGAUUGUCAGACGGAGGGACUGCAUAAAUCAUCUCCCACUGUAUGCUGGCACAUACGCGCGGUGGCAGCUGGUUUGCUAAGCGCACCGUUCAAAUACGGCGAUCGAUGGAGUGCCGUGCUGCAACCAUUCGUUACCCAGCCACCCGAGACUUCGGUUCUUUCGAGCGAGUAUCUUCUGGCGCCGAAUGCUGACGACCGGGACGACGAUCGGUUCAUAUCCGUGCCCAGCGAACACGUCGAAAUGCAAUCGAUGCUAAACUCGACGAUGAUGGAACUGUUUAGCGAUCAACAAAUCGGCGAUAUGCAGAUUUACGAGACGUCCAGCAGUCUGUCCCCCGCCACCUACAUACCGGACAUGUUUGCCGGUGGAGAAGAGAGCCUCCAUCUGAUGGACUGUCAGAUCGAACUGAUGGACGAGCUGGAUCCCACCGAUCGUAUCGAUUUCUGUCCUUCGUUUAUCGAGUGUGAGGAUAGUCUUCCCGUGCCCGACGCGGAACAAAAUUCCCCUGUGCCGGAAGAAAAUGUUGUUCGGAUUACGGCGAAAAAAGGUGCGCUCAAGCGGGGUGGCCGGUUGGCCCGUGAGAAGCUUGUCCGUGGAAGCUACAGCGUACGGAAGCUGAUGAGAGCGCUCGAAUCGAAUGGGAUUAUUUUUAAUCGCAUGCAACACCCGAAUGCGGCGGAUAAUGGGCCGGCGCUACCCGGUUACGAAGCAACGCAGUGUAAUUUGUCUUUCACCUGCUGGCUAGAGUCGGUAAUUGAGCAGCUUAACUCGGUGAUCGAUUACAACGCGGCUGGCAAACCGGCGGUACAAUCGUUUCGCAUACACGAAGAUUUUUUCCGCUGUUUGCGGGCCCGCUUCUCCGUUGGCCAUCGAUUAAGGCAACCCGUACUGGAACCCGAGACGAUAGAAACGAGCCGGUCUUCACAGCUGUACAAAUUUACGCACCACAAAAGUUUGCUGCACGUGUUCCGAACGGAUAGGAUUGAGCUUUGCUUCGAGAAGCGGUUCACACGUGGGCCGGACGAUCGGUACGUGCCGACGAUCGGGACGGACGAUGGUGAGGAGCUGGAUGGGCAGGCGAUUCCCAUACGACCGCACUGUUACCGCACCUACAUCAAGCUGGGUCGCUACAGACAUGAACCGGACCCGGACCGGGUGUAUCACUUUUCGCUCGAGUGGAUUGCCGGUGUUCUUCCGCGCAGUGGAUUUGGCGAGCUUCGGAUAUCGUUCGAGUAUGGGCAUCGGAUGAACAAGCAGUACAUGGAACCGCCGCCACAGCCGUAAACGUGCAAUUGAAAUGUAUUCGUCCUGAUACGAUGAUGCCUUUGCUAUUACACCACCACACACGCUCGCACGGGAUCAUGUGCGAGGGGACGCGUUGCUAGGAUAACCAAUAAAUAGCGCAGCCUGCUAGGUCUGGAGA
Molecule: messenger RNA, 2146 nt
Organism: Anopheles stephensi (Asian malaria mosquito)
Lineage: Eukaryota; Metazoa; Arthropoda; Insecta; Diptera; Culicidae
Exons: 1
Coding region: 139-2007 (622 amino acids)
Cellular component (GO): nucleus
Molecular function (GO): zinc ion binding
Source: RefSeq, a predicted model, not a curated record